UUCUCAUCUCACAUUUAUUUAUUAUUUUCGUUUGCUCCUCUCUCACUCUCUCUCCUCCUCUAACUCUAUAACCUCUCUCAUCUGACCCACUCGCCCCUUUUGCCUCUCCCUUCUCCUCCUCUCGUCAAUGAAUGACUUGAAGAUCGCAAUUUUUUUGUGCUAGCAGGCGGAUCUUUCAGAACUUUGGCGGCGUAGCUAUUGAUCGCACAUCCAUGAGAAACAGCAAUACCUGGUGGCUCCUCUGGGCUCCUAGCUUUCUCCUGCUGUUGGUUUCGGUUGAGGUAAUAUCAGCCGCUGAUUACGUACCAUCAGAUAAGAUCUUCUUGAACUGUGGAGGUCCCCCUGAGUCUACGGAUGCUGAUGGUCUUAAAUGGACGUCGGACAUCGGGUCUACCUUUGCCACGUCACCCACCAGCAAGUCGUCUUCAACUGCUUCGGCGUCCAUACAAAAGCCAUCGGUGCCUGAAAUUCCUUACAUGACAGCGCGCAUCUUUCAUUCCGAAUUCACCUAUAGCUUCCCAGUGGCAACAGGCCGCAAGUUCCUGCGUUUGUAUUUCUACCCCGCAUCCUACAAUGGGCUUAAUGCUUCGAGUGCAAUCUUCUCAGUUACUUCCGGGGAAUAUACACUGCUGAGGAACUUCAGUGCUGCUCAAACAACUGAGGCUCUAAACUACGAUUAUAUGAUGAAAGAGUUCUCUGUUAAUGUGCCCUCCGGCUCCAAGGUAUUGAAUGUCACCUUCUCUCCUUCCCCAAAUGCGUCCGACUCGUAUGCAUUUGUGAAUGGGAUUGCUGUUGUGUCGCAUCCCGACAUCUAUAGCACCGACGGGACUGUACCUGUGGUUGGCCAGUCCACUGGCUUCCCCCUCGACAACAGUACCUCGCUCGAGAAUGUGUAUCGUCUGAAUGUGGGCGGAAAUGACAUCUCACCCUCUGGCGAUACUGGGCUAUAUAGGUCGUGGCGUGAUGAUGCCUCAUAUAUAUAUGGUGCAGCGUAUGGGGUUACUGAGGUUCGUGAUCCAAACGUGACUGUCCAAUCGCCGGGUUUCAAUGCCCCGCUUGACGUGUACAAUACACUCAGAUCAAUGGGGCCAAAUUCAUCCGUCAACCAGAAUUACAAUCUAACAUGGUUCUUCGAUAUUGAUUCUGGAUUCUCGUACCUCGUUAGGCUUCACUUCUGCGAGAUAUCGGAUAUCAUUACAAAAGCCAACCAAAGAGUCUUCACUAUCUUCCUGAACAAUCAGACGGCGGAGGAAGAGGCCGAUGUUAUUGGGUGGGCAGGAAGUAACGGCGUGCCUGUUCACAGGGAUUAUAUAGUCUUUGUUCCCACUGGGCCUCCUCGCCAGGAGCUUUGGCUUGAAUUGCAUCCUUACACGCAGGGAACUCCCCAAUACUAUGACGCCAUCUUGAACGGAGUGGAAAUAUUCAAAAUAAAUGAUACCACCGGAAAUCUUGCUGGCUCAAAUCCAGAUCCUCUUCCAGAAGCCCCAGUCGACCCCUCGGCCGACCAGUCCUCUGGAUCUGGUAAAAGUCACAAAGCUGUUAUUGGAGGAGGGGUUGGAGGUGGAAUUGCCGCCCUUCUUCUGGUUGGUUUAUUUAUUUGCAUCCUUUCGCGAAGGCAUAAGCAGAAAAAGGAUUCUAGCACUAGCGAUGGGUGGCUUCCUUUGUCAUUAUAUGGAAACUCUCACUCGUCUGGUUCUGCCAAGACGAACACCACGGGAAGCUAUGCUUCCUCCCUCCCGUCUAACCUUUGCCGCCAUUUUUCAAUUUCCGACAUCAAGGCUGCAACAAAUGACUUUGACGAGGCUCUUCUCCUUGGAGUUGGGGGUUUUGGCAAAGUGUAUCGUGGUGAGAUUGACAGUGGCACCAAAGUGGCAAUCAAGCGAGGGAACCCACUGUCUGAGCAGGGAGUGCAUGAAUUCCAAACGGAGAUUGAAAUGCUCUCAAAACUUCGCCAUCGUCACCUUGUUUCUCUCAUAGGAUAUUGCGAGGAGAACUGUGAAAUGAUCCUUGUAUAUGAUUACAUGGCUUAUGGAACACUCCGCGAACAUCUCUACAAGACCCAAAAGCCACCACUGCCAUGGAAGCAGAGACUUGAGAUUUGCAUAGGUGCAGCGCGUGGAUUGCAUUAUUUGCACACUGGAGCAAAGCAUACUAUAAUACACCGUGAUGUCAAGACUACUAACAUACUCUUAGACGAGAAGUGGGUGGCGAAGGUCUCUGAUUUUGGCCUGUCAAAAACUGGUCCGGCGCUGGAUCACACCCAUGUCAGCACGGUGGUAAAGGGUAGCUUCGGAUACCUGGAUCCUGAGUACUUCAGAAGGCAACAACUGACGGAAAAAUCUGAUGUCUACUCGUAUGGUGUUGUGCUCUUUGAGAUCCUAUGUGCCAGGCCUGCUCUGAACCCUACGCUGGCAAAGGAGCAGGUUAGCUUGGCGGAGUGGGCUCAGCACUGUUAUAAGAAGGGCAUCCUGGACCAGAUACUGGAUCCCUAUCUCAAAGGGAAGAUUGCGCCCGAGUGCUUUAAGAAAUUUGCAGAGACUGCAGUGAAGUGUGUGUCGGAUGUAGGGACAGACCGGCCGUCCAUGGGCGAUGUGCUGUGGAACCUGGAGUUUGCACUGCAGCUUCAGGAGAGUGCGGAGGAGAGUGGGAAGGGCGGCGGCCUGGGACUUGGAGGGGGAAUGGACAUGGAGUAUGAUGAUGAUGCAUCUUGCAAGGUGAAGAAAGAUCCCGAUUCAUCCGCGGGGGGUUUCGACGGGAACAUCACGGAUUCAAAGAGCAGUGGAAUGUCGAUGAGCAUUGGAGGCCGCAGCCUUGCCAGUGAGGACUCGGAUGGAUUGACCCCAAGUGCGGUGUUCUCGCAGAUAAUGAAUCCCAAAGGGAGGUGAGUGUGGUGUAUUGUAUUGUAUAUGAAUAUAUGCAUGCACGCAUGCCAUUUGCCAUUCGCCAUGGAUAGAGAGAGUUGCUGGGGUUGGAAAGGGGAGAGAGGUUGUUCUCUCUCUCUCUCUCUUUUUUUUUUCUUUCUUCUUUUGUCUUGUCUUGUGUAUUAUUUGUUUCUAUCAUUAUUUUGUUUCUUUCUCCCGUUUGGUUCAGAACUAUACUACCGCCAAGCCAAGAUGUAUGUACCAUUCUGAUGAUCCAAGUAAGUAAAUGUCUGUGAGAGAGAGAUGGGAUCGUUCUCAUUUCAUAUUUCUUCCUGUUUUGGGCGCUGCCUGCUGUAAGAGUAGUGCCAUUUAACUCCCUGACUGCAGAAUUUUUGGUAUUUGCCAAUACUGAGGAGCGAGCGUGCCACUGUUUUUAAAUUUACUAUGUCCCCAACCCAAACAUAUACGUUUAUGCUAAUAAUAAUGCUAGGGAGGGAGCGGAAGCAGAAAGUGUCCGCCAGCUUGAAAGCCGCCAGCCAAGCCAAUAUGAUGAGUCGAUGAGAAUUCAUUUGAUCUCCAGAUAAAAACACGAUCGCAGGGCAACCAAUUGAAUCAUCACACCUGACUUAGUAGUUAUGCCAUUGCAUGUUUACAACCGAUUCGACCAUGACACCUGAUUUCUUACGUCAUUACAUGUUUUACAACCGAUUCAACCAUCCAUCACACCUGAUUUAUUGUAAUAAAAAUCAAUCUGUCUGGCUAGCCUCAUUAGUCACAGCAUCCAACUCAAGAUAUCCAAUCCCAUCCCAUCCCAUCCCGCAUCCUCCAUACACUUAACACACACAAAAAAAAAAAAAAAAAGACCUAAUUAAUCUACAAGUGUACAUUUACAA
This is a messenger RNA of Andrographis paniculata, 3754 nucleotides long. RefSeq names its product receptor-like protein kinase FERONIA. The record is from RefSeq and is a predicted model, not a curated record. Bases 213 to 2885 code for a protein of 890 amino acids. The transcript is spliced from 2 exons. Gene Ontology annotation, biological process: protein phosphorylation. NCBI's taxonomy places the organism in Eukaryota, Viridiplantae, Streptophyta, Magnoliopsida, Lamiales, Acanthaceae. Gene Ontology annotation, molecular function: protein kinase activity; ATP binding.